AACACUAGGUGGCGAUGGAUUUUAUCCGUGGCCAAGUUAAGAUGGAUGGAUGAAUCCUCUAACCUUAAACGCGGUUUUUUACGAAACAAAUGCCACGAUGAGCGAAGUCGCGGGGAACUCGUAUGAAAAUGCAGACGACGUAGUCACGGUGGGCACAUACGUGAUAAUCAAAAAGCAGAGCUAUAGUAAGCUACAUAAGGUGUCUGAAAAUGGUACUCUGAUGCUAGGCAAGGACCAGGUGGAAAUGCGCGAGAUCGUCGGCAAGCCGUUCUGGAGCACCUUUGAAAUGGUACCGUCGCGAAAUGGCGGCAGAGCCUUCACCCUGAAACUAGCCGAGCAGACGGAGUCCUGGGACGAUUUGAAAGGUGACCUGAGCGGACACGACAAUCGCUCUAUCACGGAUGACGGUACGUCACAGAAACUGUCAAAGGAAGAGAUUCUACAGCUGCAGGAAACUGGCAAGACUGGCAAAGAGAUCAUCGGCAGUCUCAUAGAAAACAGCAAAUCCUUCGCAGCAAAAACUGAAUAUUCUCAAGAGAAGUACAUCAAGAAGAAGGAACGCAAGUAUUUCAGAUUCUUGACAGUAUGUAGACCCACUGUGGUGUCCCUGCACGAGGUACACUUCAGAUUAAACCCUGAUAAAAUUGGAGGACUGCGAAUGGAUGCGCUAGCGCAAAUAUUGUCCUACAGUGAUGUGCAGUCUGAUGGCUUGUACAUGCUGUACGACAGUGGAUCCCAAGGACUACCUGCUGCAGCUAUGUUGGAUAGAAUAGGUACUAAUACCAAUGGCCAUCUGAUUAAUCUACAUCCAGGCAACAUACCUCAGACUGCCAUCAUUCAGGCUAUGAACUUCCCUGGAGAAUUGAAGGACAGGCAUGUUACAGUGAACAUUUAUAGUUUUUUAAGAUUGCACUACCAGGGUGAGUCGAGUGUAUUAGACAGCAUUGCUGCAUCUAAGAAUGCUGUUGACAAUAAAGUAACAAAGUCAAAGGACUCAAAAGAAGCAACUGAAGAAACUAAUGAUAAAAUUAACAGUAACCUAGUAUCAAAUUUAGGCACCGUAGACUUUAAAUUAGAAGAUAAAGCAGGAGCAGAUAUUGCACUAAUUGCAAGUGAAGAAUGUGCUAAUGCUUUGAAACGAAAACUCGACGAAUCUGCGGACGCGGUGCCUAUAAAAAAGCCAAAGUGGUUCUUUGAGACGCAACGCGCGGUGGAUUUAUUGAACGCCUCCAAGGCUCGUGGCUUGACCAUUGUGGCCAAGGAACAUCCGUUAAAUAUUGUAAAUGCUCUGUUGCCUUUCUUGGGAGCCUCACGACCGUUUGUUAUCUUCCAUAUGCAUCGAGAGCCGCUGCAAGAGACUUACAUGGGACUCAAGCAAAAGCGUGGUGUGAUAAAUUUAAGAUUGUUCACAAAUUUCUUACGUUCAUAUCAAGUGUUGCCUGACAGGACUCAUCCUAACAUACUGACAAGUGAUACCGGUGGAUAUAUCUUAACAGGAUAUCUAGUUGAAUAAUAAAAAAAAAUAUAUCUUAAUAAAUUUUUAUAUGAUGAAUCCAUUAGCAUGUACUUGCAAAAUUUAAAUACUAAGAAAUAAGAUAUACAGCUUAUAGAAAGAAAUUAUAAUGAGAGAAAUUAAAUAGUAAUUAUUUAUAUAAACACAUGUAUAUAUAUUA
This is a messenger RNA of Odontomachus brunneus, 1673 nucleotides long. RefSeq names its product tRNA (adenine(58)-N(1))-methyltransferase non-catalytic subunit TRM6 (gene Trmt6). Gene Ontology annotation, cellular component: nucleus; tRNA (m1A) methyltransferase complex. The transcript has a single exon. Gene Ontology annotation, biological process: tRNA methylation. The record is from RefSeq and is a predicted model, not a curated record. Bases 50 to 1513 code for a protein of 487 amino acids. NCBI's taxonomy places the organism in Eukaryota, Metazoa, Arthropoda, Insecta, Hymenoptera, Formicidae.